AUGUUAUACGCCAGCAGCAUAAGAAAAUAUGCGGGCCGGUUCGAUCUUGUUGCUAAUCGUCGGCUGUAUUCGUCCAUCGAUGUGCAAUACACGACAUCUCCAAUAAAAGUGCAGGCAUUUUGCAUGGCAGAAAGUUUCCAGAUCCCGGAAAUCAGCGAAGCAAUAGCAUCGAAAAGCCCAUCCCUCUUUUGUGCAAAGUUGAUUUCCCAGGACAUCUUGCUGAUCAACGAAGCAUGCAGAAAAACGCCGUUUUCCGGAAUAUUUAUCUUCAGUGCAGGGUGCAUGGUUACUUGGCAAUUGGAGUCAAUGAGGCCGGAUUUUCUUCAAUCCCUUCUCCAGAUUUUCACUCCAUUCCAGCGAAAGAAAAUGUUUUUUUCUCCGCAAAAUACGCAAAAAAUCGAUAGCCAGCUGCAGAGAUCAAUGGUCCGGUCUUCGUUCCUUCCCUGUUCAGAUAUCCUUUCCAAGCUUAAUUGUAGCCCAAUGGAGGCUGAUGGCAUUAAUGUUGUCUUUUCUUUGAGCGCGUUUCCUGCAUCGGCAAAUGAACAGGAAGCCAGUUCGAUUGAAGGAAAUACAAACAACGACAUCAUUACGCUCUCAUCGUCCAUUAGAAGCGAAAAGUCAAUCAAGGACCUGGCGACUUCGAGUGACCACGACUUUUUAUUACUGGAGCGGGUCUCAAUUUCCUAUGCACUUGCUCGCUCUGUAAGGCUCGGAUUUUUGGAACAUCUGCUUAACGACUACUUGACCGAAUGUAAGCACCGCGACUUGGCGAUGAAGCUGGCCUUUUCCGGCACGUUUGGCAAAAUGAAGCGAACAGAUGCUCUGAAGGCGUUGGGCCAGAUGAUAUAUUGCCGCGGUCAGUUAAAUUUGUACCACUCCCGCCUUCAAUUGACGGAUUCAAGCCCCGACUUGUUUUGGGACUCCUCCUCAUUGUUGACAAUUUACAACAAAAUAUCUUCGUAUCUGGAGGCACCAAGCCGAAUUUCGCAGUUGAACAAGAAAAUGGACUAUGCUGGUGAAAUUACAGGCCUUCUGCGAACCACACUUGUGGAAAACCAUUCACACUUUCUUGAGGUGAUGAUUAUAGCGCUGAUUUGCAUCGAGGUUGGAUUCGAGUGCCUGCACUAUUUCCUUCUCUUCAAGCAUCCAGAGGUUCUGGGAAUUGAUCAAAAAUAA
Molecule: messenger RNA, 1176 nt
Organism: Mitosporidium daphniae
Lineage: Eukaryota; Fungi; Microsporidia
Product: YagE family protein
Exons: 1
Coding region: 1-1176 (391 amino acids)
Biological process (GO): positive regulation of mitochondrial translation
Source: RefSeq, a predicted model, not a curated record